Molecule: messenger RNA, 1314 nt
Organism: Stereum hirsutum FP-91666 SS1
Lineage: Eukaryota; Fungi; Basidiomycota; Agaricomycetes; Russulales; Stereaceae
Exons: 3
Coding region: 1-1314 (437 amino acids)
Source: RefSeq, a predicted model, not a curated record
AUGGUCUUCUUCACCGACCUCUCCACUGAGAUCAUGCUCAGCAUCUUUACUACACUCAAAAAGGACGUUGAAAGCGGUCCCUAUGACGAACGAUACAAAGUCCUAAACACCCUCUCUCUCGUUUGCAAACGCUUUAAUGACGUCGCCAACUUCGAGAUCUACCGCACAUACACACUCGCUCUUCGACCAGGCAGUCAUCGCGCACUAUACGGUGAGAGACCCAACCGACAUCGUAAGGACUGGGAGGACACGACCUGGGACCCGAAACGCAUCGCUGCACGUCUUCAGCAUUUUAAAGCUGUCGCACACUGCGUUCGACUUCUCAUCAUCAUCGAUCAUGAAGUACGCGAUCCAUGGACCCGAGCGGAUCAAAUGCAUCUAAAGCCACAUGCGUUUCCUGCGGAGGUCAUGCCUGCGAUGAUGGAAGCUUUGGAGCGCGCGACUCGCGUCGUCACGCUCAAAAUCGUGGCCAACAACACUGGCACGACUUACUGGCGAACGCGGUUCCCUCCAGAGCUUUGGAAGUGGAUGCAGACGCAGAAACCGAACGAUGGUAUACACUUCCAUGGCAAUUUCGAAUUUAGCCGGUGUGUCGAGUUGGGGCCUAUCCGUGAUGUUGAGGAAUUGACCGUCAGUUACUACGAUGAGCAUACCGAAUGUCUGCUUCAGCUUGUCCCCGAUGCUCUUUAUUUUACUCUCGAAUUUAUCAAGCCGAUGCCGUUCAAGCUACCUCCUAAUACUUUAUACAUUCAUCUGGUCAUAAUGCAUAUUGCGAAGUUCCCCGACAAUUUCAUCGACCUCAGGUCCUUUCAAAAGGCUCAACUUACGGUUGACUUUCCGAUGACACAUGGCAAGCGAGAAAUUUGGCAAUGGCUCGAUAUCAAGAAACAUCUUCCUCGUGUUAUGGCGGACGAUCUUUCCACCUACGACGUCAAGUAUAACUGGGAGAAAGAGGUCCUUGUGACUCGUCCCUUUCCGAAACCUGAGGGUCCCAGACCAUGGAAACCUGAGAAUCAGGAUCACGCCGAGGAGCCUACUCCCUGGGAGGAAGAAAAGAUCGCCGAGGCCAAGAUGGAAGAUCGCAUAGACGAGGUGCUGGAGUAUAAGAAGUUGCUGGGGCAUUAUCACCCUACGAUUUCGGGUAUACCUCUGAAUUUGCCGGAAAGGUAUGAAAUCCAGCGGGAGUUAGAGGAAGAGGACGAGGGGGCACAGGAAGCUGAAGGGGAACAGGAAGUUGAAGGGGAACAGGAAGUCGAGGGGGAACAAGAAGUCGAGGGGGAGGGGGAUGAUGCGAUGGAUGAGGAAGAUGACUAA